This is a messenger RNA of Nerophis lumbriciformis (worm pipefish), 2904 nucleotides long. Lineage: Eukaryota; Metazoa; Chordata; Actinopteri; Syngnathiformes; Syngnathidae. The record is from RefSeq and is a predicted model, not a curated record.
UAAGAGUUGCUGGUGUAACAAUAGGAAGAAUAUAUUCCACUCCUCUCUUCUACAUGCGGCUUAUGAGACGUCUGUGAAGAACAUCUUCACCUUGAGCAACAGAAGUGGAGCUUCAGGAUGGAGCCACAGCCCUCCCACACUAAGAAGGAAGAGGAAUACCCACUUAUCCCCCAUUUUAAAGAGGAAGAGGAGGACCCACUGACACCCCGAUUUAAAGAGGAAGCGGUGGAUCCACUGACCCCUCACAUUAAGGAGGAAGAGGUGGAUCCACUGACCCCUCACAUUAAGGAGGAAGAGGAGGACCCACUGACCCCUCACAUUAAAGAGGAAGAGGAGGAACACAGCAUCAGUCAGCAGGGAGAGCAUCUUGAAGGACUGGAGGAGGUUGAUGUCACCAAGAUGCCAGUGACUGGUGUCCCUGUGAAGAGUGAAGGUGAUGAGGUCAAAGGUGAGAGUGAGGAGAAGAGAGAGGCGGAGCCUCCAAGCAGCAGCUCAACUCAACACAUGACAACAGAAGCUGAUGGAGACCACUGUGGAGGAUCACAAGCAGACAAGCUCUUAGCUCCACUAUCAGAUAGUGAGGACACAACGUCACACUCUCCUGACACUGAUGAUGAAGACUCUAAAGAUGAUAAGACAUGUCACACUGACAACACACACGUCACAUGUUCUCUCUGUGACAAAACUUUUAAAUGUAGUAAUUUGAAAAGACACAUGAGAACACACACUGGAGAAAAACCUUUUUCAUGUUCAAUCUGCGGUAAAGACUUUACUCAUAGGUACGAUUUGAAAAUGCACAGUAGAACACACACUGGAGAAAAACCUUUUUCCUGCUCAAAAUGUGGUAAAAGUUUUGUAAGAAAUCAAAGUUUAAAAGCACACAUGAGAACACACACUGGAGAAAAACCUUUUUCCUGCUCAGAAUGUGGUAAAAGUUUUGUAAGAAAUCUAACUUUAAAAGAACACAUGAGAACACACACUGGAGAAAAACCUUUUUUAUGUUCAAUGUGCGGUACAGAUUUUACUCAUAGUCAACAUUUGAAAAGACACAUGAGAAUGCACACUGGAGAAAAACCUUUUUCAUGCUCAGAAUGUGGUAAAAGUUUUGUAAGAAAUCAAAGUUUAAAAUUACACAUGAGAACACACACUGGAGAAAAACCUUUUUCAUGUUCAAUCUGCGGUAAUGAUUUUACUCGAAGGGAGCAUUUGAAAGUACACAUGAGAAUACACACUGGAGAAAACCCUUUUUCCUGCUCAGAAUGUGGUAAAAGUUAUGUAAGAAAUCUAACUUUAAAAGAACACAUGAGAACACACACUGGAGAAAAACCUUUUGUAUGUUCAAUGUGCGGUAAAGAUUUUACUCUUAGUCAACAUUUGAAAACACACAUGAGAACACACACUGGAGAAAAACCUUUUUCGUGUUCAAUCUGCGGUAAAGAUUUUACUGAUAGUCAAAAUUUGAAAAGACACAUGAGAACACACACUGGAGAAAAACCUUUUUCAUGUUCAAUCUGCGGUAAAGAUUUUACUCAUAGUCAACAUUUGACAAUACACAUGAGAAUGCACACUGGAGAAAAACCUUUUUCAUGCUCAGAAUGUGGUAAAAGUUUUGUAAGAAAUCAAAGUUUAAAAUCACACAUGAGAACACACACUGGAGAAAAACCUUUUUCAUGUUCAAUCUGCGGUAAAGAUUUUACUCGAAGGGAGCAAUUGAAAAUACACAUGAGAAUACACACUGGAGAAACCCCUUUUUCCUGCUCAGAAUGUGGUAAAAGUUUUGUAAGAAAUCUAACUUUAAAAGAACACAUGCGAACACACACUGGAGAAAAACCUUUUGUAUGUUCAAUCUGCGGUAAAGGUUUUAAUCAUAGUCAACAUUUGAAAAGACACAUGAGAAUACACACUGGAGAAAAACCUUUUUCGUGUUCAAUCUGCGGUAAAGAUUUUACUCAAAAGCAACAUAUCAAAUCACACAUGAGAACACACACUGGAGAACAACCUUUUUCAUGUUCAAUCUGCGGUAAAGAUUUUACUCGAAGGGACCUUUUCAAAAAACACAUGAGAACACACACUGGAGAAAAACCUUUUUCCUGCUCAGAAUGUGGUAAAGGUUUUGUACGAAGAAGCCCUUUGAAAAGACACAUGAGAACACAUGAGAAAGUGUUGAGUUGCAGUGUGUGUGGUGAAAGAUUCUCCUAUAAGUACCAGUGUAAGAAACACAAGUGUGCUGGUGAGAACAGCAGCAGCAAAUGAAGAUGCAGGAUUUGAAAUAAACUGUCAAAACUUUCAUUGUGACCUUCUAACAACAUCAGCACAUAGAUUCUAACAUUUAUAGGUUAGAUAUUUUAGAUUAUUGCUUUUUUCAGUCAAGUACAUGUUUUAAUAUACAACAUUGUGUACUUUUAUUUAAAAAUGAACACAACACUUUGACUGUAAAGGUGAGAAUAAACAGGACAAAACAUGUCACAAAUACUUUUUAUGUGUAUAGAGAUAUUCAGAAAUCAUUUUUAAUUAAUAAUUAUGUUUUCAAUGAACUCAUUUAUAUGAUGUACAUAUUUGUUUUACAUUUGUUCAUACCUUUGCUUGUGAGUACACAUAAAUCCCUCUUAGUUCAUAUUUACUGGUUCACAUCUGAAACAUCUUCUGGACCACUUCUGGAAGCAUAUUAUUAUUUACUUUAUACAUCACUUGAGCAGUUGUCUUUUAUACAAUUUUAAAAUGUGUGACUUUAUGAAUCAUUUGUUGGGUCUCAAUAAUCCAUUCUUUUAAUUAUCUUUAUUACACUCUUUUGUAAUAUGAAUAUUGUUUUAUAUGUAUUUCCCUUUAUGUAAUAUGUAGAUUACAGAAAAUGGCAACAUUUUAUGUGGAAGGUUAUGAAGGAUAGUUUUGUUUUUAAUAAUCUAC